Molecule: messenger RNA, 6250 nt
Organism: Drosophila rhopaloa
Lineage: Eukaryota; Metazoa; Arthropoda; Insecta; Diptera; Drosophilidae
Product: protein tweety
Exons: 8
Coding region: 474-3356 (960 amino acids)
Cellular component (GO): plasma membrane
Molecular function (GO): intracellularly calcium-gated chloride channel activity; volume-sensitive chloride channel activity
Source: RefSeq, a predicted model, not a curated record
CGGAGGGUCCUCUUCGUCCUGCGAAAAAAACAGCAACAUCGUGUGCAUAAUCCAGAGGGUGUGACCAAAUUGAACGACGCGAAAUUUUCAUACUUUGCCCAGUCUUUGGAAUGUGAAGGUCCUUGCUCGUGUGUUAUGUUGCCUUUUCUCCGAAAUUGCAAAAACAAAAAGUCUAAUCAAGCCGAACUAAAAAACAUUACAAGCUUAUUGCAAUAAACAGGAACACGCGUGUGCCGGAAAAUAGAAAAUAUCGAGUUAAUGCAAAUCGUCCAACGUCUGUCAACUGAAUAAAGUGCAGCAAAAAUGCUCGGCAAUUUGGAUUCGGUGUCAAGAGGUUAGGAAACUCAGGCCCGUGAGCACGUAGCAGGAAAACCCAGCAGUAACGAGGGAAAGGAAAACCGCCAGUAGCAACAAAGGACAGGAAGAGCAGGCAUACAUUUCAGGGAGGGAAAAGCAGAAGAAAGCAGGCCAGGAUGGGCGACUAUCACGAGUUCACGGACCAAUACAAGGUGCCGGUGAUAGCAAAGCUACUCCACGCCCUGCCCCAUUACAACAUCACGUUCCACAAGAUCAACAGCACGUUCCGGCCUAACGAUGAGAUCUACUUGGAGAGUCUGGGCAUUUUGGGCUCGGUUCCGGCUGCCAUGCUGAUCGUCUCGCUGCUGGGACUGCUCUUCUAUCUGAUGACCCGCUGCUGCGACCGGAAACCCCGGCCAGCCCACUCGAUCACCAGUUUGAAGGUGGCCCUGUCCAUUGUUACGGUCAUGUGCUGCGCGGCGAUUGGAUUGGGCUUGUACGGCAACGAUGAUCUGCACAACGGACUGCUGGAGGUGCUGACGGCAGGCAGAAAGGUGGACAACCUCGUGACCACCAUCCGGAAUCAGACCCACAUCCUGGAGAACACGCUAACGAAUCGCAUACGCCCGCAACUGGUGGAAUUGGCGGACAUCUUUGAUCAGCCUGUGUCGAAUCAAUCGGCAUUGUCGAAGCUCUUUGUAUCGCUUAAUAUUGUCCAGGGAAAUGUUACCUUGGCCACAAACGCGGCCAGCGAUAUCCGACGACCACUGAUGGGCAUCUCCAUGACGCACUUUUUGACGCGCGGCGACCAAUGGGAGCUGAUUCGCUGGCCGGGCACAGUGGCCACUUUGGCCCUGCUUCUAGUCCUGUGCGCCGUGUUGUUGGUGGGCGUGGCCCGGCACUCACGUUGCGCCCUAAUCUUGUUCAGCGUCUGCGGCCUACUUGCAGUCACUGGUUCCUGGCUGAUGUCCGGUCUGUAUCUUUCCUCCUCGGUGGCUGUCGGCGAUCUGUGCAUCUCGCCAGCGGAUUUUCUAGUGUCCACGGCUCCCAGGGAUCUGCCCACGAACGUGCUGCUGCACUACACCCAAUGUGAACCGGGCCACACGAAUCCGUUUACCCAGCGCUUGAGAGAAUCGCAAAACUCUUUAAACAAUGCCCGCAGCGCCAUGGCUACGGUAAUGAAGAUAUCGCUGGUGCUCUUUAAAUCCUCCGGCUUGCAGCCGAAAUUGGGUGCUGUGAAUGCGGAUCUGAACAGCAGUGAACGGCUAUUGACCCAAUUGACGGCGCUCGUGGAUUGCAAGGCAGUGCAUCAUAAUUUUCUAGCCGCCGCUCGUGGACUUUGCGAGGGAGGCCUGCUGGGAUUGGUCCUAAUGCUGAUAGCCAGCUUUAUUGCGGCCAUUUUGCUAACCAUAAUGGUUUGGGUGGAUUCGCACACAUGGAUUUACAUACGGAAGCGGAAUGACUAUGCCCAGGUUGAUGAACCAUCGUAUAUUUCCCACCCGGCACCGCAGAACCACCAGCAGAUGAUGAACGCCGCCAGGACAUUGCCGCGAAACCAUAAUGGGCACUUCAGUCCGCCGGUGAUCAGUGGCUCCCACACGCUCCAGCAUCCCAGCAAGCGGCAGCAGCACGAGAUGAUGGCCCACGCCCAUAUCCAGCAGAACAUGCGCGCCAUGGGCACCCACACGCUUGGCCGGCUGCCGUCGCACAACCACAGCCCCACCCACAUGACCGGUCCCAAUAAUGCAGUAGCAGUCGCAGCAGCAGCAAACGCCGCCGCCAAUUUGCCGCCGACCACGCAGGCCGCCCAACAACAGCAACAGCAGCAGCAACAGCAGGCACAACAGCAGCAGCAGGCACAGCAGCAAUUGGGAGGACCACAGCCCAUAUAUUGCCAUCAUCCGCACCAGCAUCCGCAUCCCCACCCGCACCAGCAUCCGCAUUCGCAUUCAGCCGCCGCCGUGGCCGCUGCAGUGCAGCACCAGCACGCGAUCUACCAUCAGCAGCAGGCCCAGCAAUAUGGCACCUAUACGACAGCGGCCCACCACGGACCGCAUCAUUUGGGGCCGGGCCAGAGCCAGAUCUACCAACAGAUUCCGGCCCACUUGGCGCCGCAACUGGCGGCCAAUGGGAAUCCGCAUUCCAUAUACCAGCCGCUAGUUGCCGUCAGCCAGGGCUCCAUAUACGUAUCGAAUUUGGCCACGAUGCGGCGGCAGAAUAGCCAAGGCGGACCACAGAUACCGGCCCAUCAGCAUCCACCCAGCUUGCAUCAGCAGCAGCAGCCACCGCCGCCUUCGCAGCAACAGCAACAGUUGCACCAGCUCAAGUCACCGCAGCAACAUCAGCAGCAAUUGCAGCAGCAGCACCAGCAGCAGCAACACCACCAGCAGCAACAGCAACAGCAGCAGCAUCACCAGCAGCAACAGCAAAACGAGUCGGAUGUCAUUCCCAUUAGCACGGCCAUGGAUAGCGCCAUUUACGAUCGGGAUAAGCAGAUUUACAAGUGCUCCACUUUAAGGCAGGGCGGCAAGUUCGAUCCCAAGUACAAGCCAUCGAUACUCAAUUGCCCGCUGCCGGAGAUCCCCAAGGAUGCGGAGCAGCCCAAGGUGGAGUCCAUCUAUGAGCAGCGCCAGCAGGCCCACCACCAAAACUACUCAAAGACCCUGCAGCGUCCUCCGAUGAAAUUGCCGCCGCAGAUGAAGGCGAUCCCGCCGCCGCGCAUUGGAACGCCCACCUCGCCGCCACCACCCGCCGGUCAGCCGCUGGGCGAGACCAACGGAGGAGUACCAUCUGGCCUCCAGAAUGGGGGAGGCGCAGGAGGAUUGGCCGGGGGAAACGCCAACGAGGACAACUCGCUGCCGCCACCGCCGCUGGAGGCGCAAACCGAGGCGACCAAGGGCCGUAUCGGACCGGCGGCUAAUGGCAAGGUCCUCCACAACGGCGGCGGCGGUGGGGGCGUGCCCGGUGGGGGCGGAGGAACGGUGGACGAUGAUGAUGACCUGCCGCCGCCACCGCCAGCGAUAACCGACGAAAGCAACUACGCGGUGACAGAGCUGUAAGAUGGAGAGCUAGAGCCAGAAAAAACCAGAAAAGUCAGGCAAAGAAGUAUAGACAGGAAUUGGUCAGGACUUGGGAUUGGGGGAGUCUUCCUAGAAUUCGUGUAGGAUAGAUAUACAUAUAUCGAGGGACAAAGGAAUGGGACUAAGGAUUGCUGGAGCGGCGAGUGUUCCUUCUUGAUUUGUUGCAUUUAACGUAUCGUAUCGAAAUCGUAUCCUAGACCGGAAUCCUGCUUUUCGACUUUUGUACAUACUAUACACAGAACUAUAUCUGAACAUUCCAAAGAAAUGGAUAUAAACACACAGAUACUAGACACGCACAGACAGACAGACGAACAUAUGUAACAUAUAUCAGCGAUCUAUUACUUAUAUAAAUAUAUAUCCAUUUAGGACACGGUUAUUCCCUUUUGAUAAUAGCAUAUUUUUACCAAUUUUAAAGCGCUAAAUUGUCAAAAAGAAACAAUUUUAUGGGGGCUAACUUAUUGUAUUAUACAACAUUAAUCUACAAAAAUAUAUAAAUUGUAUAUCCUCUACAACCAAAACCAUACUGGAAUCGAAAGACCGACACUCGAACCUAAAAACCAACCACCAAAUAAUGAAAAUCGAAUUCGGAUCGUAGGUCAUAAGUUCUAGAAUCGAACUGUAGUAGAAACGUUAGCAAAGUUUUUUUAGGCACUUGUCGGGAGUCAAUUUUUAAGUAGAGAACGGGUAUCUGAAUGGAUGGGCAAAGGGGCGUGGCAGGUUUUUAUUUAGGUUUCGGAAAUUUUGAGAUAUUUUUAGUUAUAAUCAGGGAUGAAAAUUUAUUACCAAUCCAAAAUCAAGUUUAGAGCCACAGAUUUCUUAUUCAUUUUGAGAACCGGCUUUCUCCCUUGAUAUAUAUUUUCAAUCGAUUUUCAAAUCUCCAUAAAUUGUUGUGGCACCCCUGAACUAUUUAUUUAAUCCGGGAAAUCAUUACACUUCUUUUAUUUUUUAAGUUUAUUUAAUCUAAUGAGCUAACAAAUUCUCCUACAAUUUAUAUACAUAUGUGAUAUUCUAAACUCUAGUCAUUCCAAUAUUAUUGCGAUCGCUCAGAAGGCAUUCAAAUAUUGAAAGUACUUUAUUUAUCAUUUUCAACUUAAUGCGAAUUUCACGAUUUUGAUUUGUAAUAUUCGACAUUUAAUAACAAACUUUUUAUGGCUUAAGUUCCUGACUGAUUGCAUUUAUACCUACUCCUAAAAUAAAUGUUGCUAAAAAUGAAGAAUAAUGGUGAGGAAACCCCAAUGUUUUUAAAGGAUUCCUUAUUUUAUGUUAUAAGAAUAUUGAACCGAAAUGACCUCGAGUAUGCCAAACUUACAUUAGUUAAUGGACAAUUAUUUAAACACUCCAAAACAUGAACUGCUAUUGUUAAGACCCCGAAUCUCCAAUCUUCAAUCUCUCAUCUCCAAUCUCCGAGCCCCAGCCAUUCAGAGGGAUACCCCGUUUAGUGCUCGACUCUUUCCUGGGUCUGGGUUGUGCUGCGGACGAUUCCACACACAGGAUCGUCCGGGACUGGCGGGCUAAAUCGAUCGCGGAUUUGAGCCUGCGAUUUUAUUGUGUAUCUAACCUAAGCUUAACAUGGAAUGCAUUUAUUAAAACUAAACAUAAACAAAGAUAUAUGUAGAUAUUUAGUGGGCUAACUGUAUAUUUAGUAGCUAAACGAAAGGCAAAUAGCGUAAACAAUAACCAAAUAGAUGAGAGAUUAAAGUUGGUUGCAGGCGGUGCACCUGUUUGCAACCAUCUUAAGAUUCGACUUGGCAUGGAACCGAUAGCAAUAUGAAACUAAAAAAAAGUACUGCCCCCCAAAAAAAAAAAAAAAAACCGACAAAAUGGAACCGAACUACAAAGUUAUAUAGAUAUAUACACAAGCGAUAUAUACACAAAUAGAUAUUAUAAAACAAAAUAGUUAUAGACAAGAUACUUAAGCCUAUCGACAACUAUAUACCAGCAACACACAGCAAGAAUAAUCGAAGCAUUUUUAGAGGGAUUCCCGGAGGCCAACUUCAAAUGGACGAGGCCAAUCAACUAAGUCGAACCCCAAACACUGCCCACACAGCGAAAGUUCUCAACAUUUACCGAUCUAGCCAUAAUAUAUACACUUAACGAACCCUAACUAGAGCGUACUCUCAUUGAAAGAUCAAUUGUAAGAUAUUAACAAUCGGGUACUCAAAUCGAAAUUAACUCAAUCGUAAAACACAAGCGACAUUUUUAAAGUAAAUAUGUAAAGAUGGUGUAAAGAAAAACGGAACAAACUAAUCAAGUUUUUUAUUCGCUUAUUAUACAAUUACAAGUUAUAAAAAAAAACAUACAAACCUUCUCAGGGGGUCAUCAAAAAUAUUACAGCAAAACUGAAUCGAAUCCUUUAAGGAUCCCCGUAAUCCCCAUAAACAGUACCAAAUUAAGCAUUGGAUGACACCGAAAAAGCCCCUUGGGAAGCAGCGUUUUGGUCAUGGAAGUUUCGAGCCUAGAUCGAAGCUCAAUUUACACGUACAUAUAAAUAUAACACAAUUAGUUCGUAAAUAUAUUUCUGUGUUAAAUGUUGUCAUCGUACGCGUUGUAGUUAUUACAAAAGAAAAUCCCUAAAAAAAAUAAAAACCCAAAAGAAGCCGUACUCAAAAUACACAAAACCUGGGCAAAUUGGCAAAAGAGAUCCAAAUCGAAAUUCGCAAGUUUAUUUCGAAAGCCCAUCGGCAGCAGCAAUAAGACAAGAUAAGAUCGAGUUGUACAACAUAUAUAUAUAUAUAUCUAUAUAUAUAUAUAUAUAUAUAAAUAAAUAUAUAGUAUGCAUAGUUAAAGAAAAUGUAAAGAACAGAGGCAUAAAUCGAAGCGCUUAGUGGCAUAUUAAUAAACGAGUAAAAAUAAAAAUGAGAGACAAAAAGUAA